Messenger RNA from Symphalangus syndactylus (siamang), 8481 nucleotides. It is a transcript of the gene TRMT10B, whose product is annotated as tRNA methyltransferase 10B. NCBI's taxonomy places the organism in Eukaryota, Metazoa, Chordata, Mammalia, Primates, Hylobatidae. Gene Ontology annotation, biological process: tRNA N1-guanine methylation. Gene Ontology annotation, molecular function: tRNA binding. Gene Ontology annotation, cellular component: nucleoplasm; nucleus. The record is from RefSeq and is a predicted model, not a curated record.
UUACAAAUGGUUAAAAUGGUAGUUCCUAUGUCAAAAAAAAAAUGCUAAAUCUGGGCAUAGAUAAUGUCCCACACAGAUUGAGCAGAUCCCCGCUUCGGUGAUGUCCAGCUUCACGUUUGCUUUCUGAGGAUCCCUACGUGGCAAUCAACUAAUCAGUAUUUAUUGAGCUUCCAUUCUGUGCCAGGCCUUAUGCCAGUCAACAAAGAUACAAAAGAGGUGGGCCCCGCCUUCAGGAGUGUUAGCUUGUUCUGUUACUCUUCUGGUGGUGGUUGGAGUUGUUUUUAUUUGAUUUUCAAGAUUAUUGCAUCCCAAGUUCCUGGUUUAAGAAAUAUUUUCAGGGACUGUAGAGAUUUGGAGAAGCAUGAGGUAAAAGGAGGGGAAAAGAAAGGGAGUGGGAGUGGUGGCGGUAAACUUCAGUUCAAUUCAACAAAAAAUAAACACUGCUGUUUUCAAGGUUCUAUACUGUGAACUCUUCAGUGUUUAGGUAAAUGUAGGUAUAAGCCCUCCUACAAAGGAAUUCAGUUUGAUAGAGAAAAUACCAGCACAGACUUUCCAAUUUUUGAAAACAACAGUGGAAGUCUGUAGCUCCUAGGAUCUCCUGUCCUAGAUCUCUUUUCUCCUCCUUAGCCAGACUACCUCCAAAGAGAUCUCUAGAUCCAUUGCCUCCCAGUCAUUCCCCAACAGGCCCCGGCAUACAGUAGGGGCACACAGUAGGAGCUCGGUGGAAUGUUCAUUAACUAAUGAAUGGUCAUCACAGGUAAAAAUACAAAAUGCUAUGAAGUUUAAAGGAGGAAGAGAUCACAUGGCUAUUAACUUGCAUUUAUUUAACAAAUUGGUGUUGGUUUUCUCACCCUAAUACAAUGAAGUUGUCAGUUAAAGAUUAGUUUAUCUUAAUGUUUUCAUUUGUUAUUUUCUGAAUGCCUAUAUGCAGGAAAAUGCAGAUGACUCUGAUGGUUGGUAUAACAAAGUCUUCAUUCAUCUAAAAGAACUGUCAUAACAGGGGUCUAGAUAUCUUUUGUUAAAAAAUAUAUGGGCUGGGUGCGGUGGCUCACUCCUGUAAUCCCAGCACUUUGGGAGGCUGAGGUGGGUGGAUCACUUGGGUCAGGAGUUUGAGACCAGCCUGGCCAACUUGGCGAAACCUGGUCUCUAUUAAAAAUACGAAAAAAUUAGUGUGGUGUGGUGGUGCGUGCCUGUAGACCCAGCUACUUGGGAGGUUGAGGCAUGAGAAUCGUUUGAACCUGGGUGGUGGAGGUUGCAAUGAGUUGAGAUCAUGCCACUGCACUCCAGCCUGGGUGACAGAGCAAGACUCUUAUCUCCAAAAAAAAAAAAAAAAUCUAUAUAUAUACAUAUACAGGUGUGAGGUGUCUCUCACCUCUACCCACUGAUUGGGAAGCUGAGGUGGGAGGAUGGCCUCAGGCCAGGAGUUCGAUACUGGCCUGGGCAACAUAGCAAGACCUAGCUCUUAACUUUUUUUUUUUCUUUCUGUAAUCAACUUCACUGUUCAUUAAUGUGGAGUGCUUCUGAAAUGUUUAAGAACAGCUUGGAUUUUUUGUUUCGUCUUUGAAACAGGGUUUGCUGUGUCACCCAGGUUGAAGUGCAAUGGCACAAUCAGCUCACUGCAGCCUUGAUCUGGGUUCAAGCGAUCUUCUGGCUUCAGCUGCCCAAGUAGCUGGGACUACAGGUGUGCAUCAUCAUGCUCAUCUAAUUUUUUGUGGAGAUGGGGUCUCACUUUGUUCCCCAGGCUGGUCUCGAAACCCUAGGCUCAAUUGAUCCUCCCUCCUCAGCCUCCCAAAGUGCUGCGAUUACAGGCAUGAGCUUCUGCGCCCAGCCAGCUUGGUAUUUUCCUCAUUUCUCUGGAAAUACACAUGAAAUUUUAUGCAUGCCACUAAUUCUUUGUGAUAGUCUGUAUGUAAAUACAUUUGAAAAUUUGUACUGGAUUUUAAAGGAUUUCUAAGCAGAAAUAAACUUUAGCCUAGGCAGACAAAUGGACACAAAUUUCAAAUCUAUAAUUUUGAAAAUCUAGAAGGUAAUUUACUUGGUCAUCUUCAGGAAUAUAUUUGUUGGUCACAUGUUCACAUGAUAAGUCAUGAAUAACCAAAACUGCUCAGAAGAUUUACCUUCUAAUAACUGUAAGAACAACACUGAAGGGGUUUUGAAUAGUAGUUAACAGCAAGUAUUUCAUGAGUGCUUGUUUUAUGUCAGUAAGUGAAAGGUAUCUAAUUCUUGCAGCAAUACUGUGAGGUCGUUUUAUCCCGUUUCGUGGAGAGACUCUAUGGCAGAGACUUAAAUCCUCUAGCUAUUGUCGCAUUACUCACAGGUGGCAAGCUAGGAAGUGUGUCUGAAUUCUAAGAAUGCUAUUUUCCCACUUAAACCUAUUUAAGUGUGUCUAAACUGAAAACAACUAAAGUUUGGCCCAAUUUUGAGCAUUUGAUGGAGUACAAGAAAUUCAUUAAACUGUACCCUUAAAAUCUUUGCCAAAAAAAUGUAAAGAUCAAGGUAACUUGAUCUCAAAAAAAAUUUCAAAAUCAAGGUAACUAAUGAAGAAUUAAAAAUAAUAGGCCAGGUGCGGUGGCUCACACAUGUAAUCCCAGCACUUUGGGACGCUGAGGUGGGCGGAUCACCUGAGGUCAGGAAUUCAAGACCAGGCUGGCUAACAUGGUGAAACCCCGUCUCUACUAAAAAUACAAAAAUUAGCUGGGCCUGGUGGCUGGCGCCUGUAAUCCCACUACUGGGGAGGCUGAAGCAGGAGAAUUGCUUGAACCUGGGAGGCAGAGGUUGCAGUGAGCUGAGAUUGCAACACUGCACUCCAGCCUGGGCGACAGUGUGAGACUCCAUCUCAAAAUAAGUAAUUUAAAUAGGGGUUGAGUGGGUGCAAUGGCUCACACCUGUAACUCCAACACUUUGGGAGGCUGAGGUGGGAGCCCAGGAGUUGGAGACUAGCCUGGGCAACAUAGGGAGACCCCCAUCUCUAUAGAAAAUUUAAAAAUUAGCCAAGCAUGGUGAUGCAUGCCUAUAGUCCUAGCUACAUGGGAGGCUGAGGCGGGAGGAUUGCUUGAGCAGGUUGAGGCUGUAGUGAACCAUGAUUGUGCCACUGCACUCAAGCUUGGGUAACAGUGAGACCCUGUCUCAAAAAUAGUAAUGAUACGGACUGAUUUAAGCGAUUUGAAUUCAUAGGGAGUCAAUACACUCAAAGCUGAUGAAUCAUGAAAUAAUGAUGUAAGCAUAGGAUUUCAGUUUAAGGAGUUAAUUACCAAAAGAAUGAAAAACAACUGGUUAACAAGGGUUGCCACUAGAGGUGGAAGGGAUAGGAGUGUGGAUUGUUACUUUUCAUUAUAAACAGGUUUUUUUUUUUUUUUUUUUUUUAACCAUAUACAUGAAUCAUACUACGUAGACUUAACACUUUUUAAGAUAUAUUUUUCAUAAAAGUGGUUGUGUGACUACACUCAGAGGACCAGCCAUAGGUAAUGGUCACAUCAUUCGUGUUUUAUGACACUUGACCAUUGACUAAAGCAUUUCUGACUCAUAUCGUUCUGAUUUUGAACUCCACUUUGAAAUUAUGACAUCAUUUGUUAAGUGUUCUGUAAGAGUGCUUGUCCAUAGUUUUCAACCUCAGCACUUCUGAGGGAUAUUAAACAUUUUCAGUGGUGACUGUGGCUUUCUACUGCAGUGGUACUCAGUUAACUGAGUUGGAGGGAAUACAUAGUUUAAAAAAACUAAGUCUGAUACAUACCAACAACCUAAAAGAAUUCUUGGUUUCAUGUCACUCUACUAUAUAUUUUGAUUCAUUCUCCCAGGAUGUCUCUAGUAUAGUACCUUACUUAGAGUAGGUAUUCAAUAAAUUGCUAAAGGAACGAUUUUGAAAAUAAACUGGUUGAAACAUAAUGGUGGAGGUUAAGUGGCUUUUGCAAUCUCUGUCUUACCCUCAAAUCAUAUAAUGCAUUUUAAAGUACACAAUAAAUAACUUGGUUAUCUGUGUCACUGCAGCAAUGGAUAAUCAUUGAUUGCUUGGAGAUGUCAGGUGUUGUGCAUGUCCUCUAACAAGUGUUAUCUGGGGCCCGGCGCAGUGGCUCAUGCCUGUAAUCCCCGCACUUUGGGGGGCCGAGAUGGGUAGAUCACUUGAGGUCAGGAGUCCAAGACCAGCCUGGCCAACAUGGUGAAACCCCAUCUCUACUAAAAAUAGAAAAAUUCGCCGGGCUUGGUGGCAGAUGCCUGUAAUCCCAGCUACUCAGGAGGCUGAGGCAGAAGAAUCACUGGAACUCAGGAGGCAGAGGUUGCAGUGAGCCGAGAUCACACCAUUGUACUCUAGCCCGAGUAACGAGCAAAACUCUGUCUCAAAACAAACAAAAACUUCCUUACUGCUGAACUGUUUCUCUACUGAAUCAUUUAUCUGGAAGACACAUGCUUUUCUCAGUCCAGUAAAUCUGGUUCAGUAUUUUACACACUUCUGAUCUUUCAGUAACACAAUAACACUUUGGCAUUUGGAUGUAGGGAGAUACUUAUGUUAGUGAAAUAAUGUAAUAGCUCACAUAAUUGUGCCUUCUUCCCGUCUGGUUGAAAGGACAGAGGACUAAGCCCAUGGACUGGAAAUUGGAAGGGAGUACUCAGAAAGUAGAGUCACCUGUGCUGCAGGGGCAAGAAGGCAUCCUAGAGGAGACAGGUGAAGAUGGACUUCCUGAAGGCUUCCAGCUUCUGCAGAUCGAUGCAGAAGGCGAGUGCCAGGAGGGAGAGACCCUGGCCACAGGCAGUACGGCAUGGUGCUCGAAAAAUAUCCAGAGAAAACAGAGACACUGGGAAAAGAUAGUUGCAGCAAAGAAGAGCAAAAGAAAGCAAGAAAAAGAACGAAGAAAAGCCAAUCGUGCAGAAAAUCCAGGCAUUUGCCCCCAGCACAGCAAACGUUUCCUGAGAGCUCUAACCAAAGACAAACUUUUGGAAGCCAAACACUCAGGACCAAGACUAUGUAUCGAUUUGAGUAUGACCCACCACAUGUCAAAGAAGUUAGACAUAACAGAAGAAGACUGCUUUAGUUUAUUUCCUCUGGAAACCCUUGUGUACCUGACUCCUGACUCAGAACACGCUCUUGAAGAUGUUGAUCUAAACAAAGUUUACAUCCUCGGUGGGCUUGUGGAUGAAAGCAUUCAGAAGAAGGUGACAUUUCAAAAGGCCCGGGAAUACUCUGUCAAGACCGCACGCUUGCCAAUCCAGGAAUACAUGGUCAGAAACCAGAAUGGGAAAAACUAUCAUUCAGAGAUACUGGCCAUCAAUCAAGAGACUCACAACUGGCCUGAAGCGUUGAAGAAAGGAGUUUCUUCAGGAAAAGGCUAUGUUCUUCGGAACUCAGUGGAAUGAUGGGCCUAAGAUUGCAGCUGCGUGGCCAGGUGCUCACGCCGUAAUGCCAACACUUUGGUAGACUGAAGUGGGCAGAUCACCUGAGGUCAGGAGUUCACAACCAGCCUGGCCAACAUGGUGAAACCCUUCUCUACUGAAAAUACAAAAACUAGCCAGGUGUGGUGGUGCACACCUGUAGUCCCAGCUACUUGGGAGCCUGAGGUGGGAGAAUCACUUGAACUCAGGAGGUGAUGGCUGCAGUGAGCUGAGAUUUCACCAGUGCACUCCAGCCUGGGUGACAAGAGCAAGACUCCAUCUCAAAAAAAAAAAAAAAAAAAAAAAAAAAAAAAAAAAAAAAAAAAAAAAAUAUGCAGCUGCAGGAGUGAGGUGCUUGGAGGUACCUUGACCAAAGAGCAGGGCAGAGGAUGGCAGUGGCACAUAGGCACAUGUCUUUGCACGACAUCGUCUCAGAGCUUCACAAUAAGCUAAUGUCAGGGACCACAAUUUAAUGCUUUUUAAUCUCCCAUAGUGCCUGGCUCACAGGAAGUGCUCAGAUAUGUUAAUAAAAAGUUAAUGUGGUGGGUGCAGUCGCUCAUGCCUGUAAUCCCAGCACUUUGGGAGGCUGAGGCGGGUGGAUCACAUUGAAACCCCGUCUCUACUAAAAAUACAAAAAUUAGCUGGGCAUGGUGGUGCAUGCCUGUAGUCUCAGCUACUCGGGAGGCUGAGGCAGGAGAAUCGCUUGAACCCAGGAGGCGGAGGUUGCAGUGAGCCGAGAUCGUGCCACUGCACUCCAGCCUGGGCGACAAAGCAAGACUCUGAAGAAAAAGAAAAAAAAUUUAUGUAACAAGGAAUUAGCCUCAAAACCACAUGGCUUUGGAUGUGCUAAUUCAACUUUUGUACAUCUAUUUGUGAGAGACGUCUUAAAAUUGUUUAAAUGGUUAUAUCAAGAGUUUAAUAUUCACCAAACUGGCAUCAUAAAAUUGUAUGACUUUCUCCAGCCUUGUCUGAUCAUGCUCGUUGCUGCCCAGCUUGGAAUAAGCUUUGCAGGAUCCAGCCUGUUCUGACCUAUCCCUACUGAGUCCCCAUAGCAUUUUGUUCCCUCCUGUGGCUCUUACCCUGUUCUCCCUUGCAGAGUAUGGGCACAGAGGGCUUCUCUUUCUAAUCCUUCCUAAUAGUAGGAUCCUAACAGAACAAAUCUGUGUACCUAUCUUUCUAUCCUCCCUGAACCUGGUACCAACUAGAUUCUUCAUAUGUAUUUGUAACAGAUUAAAUUGUAAAGCAAACACAGUAUUGAUAAAAGUCUGUCUUGAAAAUAGCUAGAAAGUGUUAGACACAUGAUCAUGUUAGAUAACCUACUUAUUACACAAAUCUCAUGUUCCUUAUGUCCCAGUUGGACAUAUUUGCUUCAGUUACUCUUGACAGUUUGGGUUAACUUGCUAGUUAAGCAGCUAGGAAAUUCGGGAAAUAUAUUCAAUACCUCAACCAAUAGAUUACUUCUCUGCUCUGUCCCCUCCCCUUCACAAUUUAAUUCCUAAGGAACUGCGUUCACCUAAUUAUAUCAGUGCCUUUCUAUUUAAAAACUGGCUAGACAGUUCAUAAUAAAAGAUGAUAUGGGACCAACCUAAGUACCUAUCAACCAAUGAAUGGAUAAAGUAUAUAUAUAUCCUGUGGAAUAUUACUCAGCCAUAAAAAACGUCUUUUGCAGCAACUUGGAUAGUAUUGGAAGCUAUUAUUCUUAGUGAAGUAACUCAGGAAUGGAAAACCAAAUACCAAAUGUUCCCACUUGUAAGUGGGAGCUAAGCUACAGGUAAGCACACAGUGGUGUAACAGACACUGGAGACCCAGAACGGAGAAGGAUAAAAAACUACAUACUGGGUACAACAUAUAGUACUCAGGUGACUGGUACACCAAAAUUUCAGACUUCACCACUAUACAAUUCAUCCAUGUAAUCCAAAACCACUUGUUCCCCUAAAAGCUAUUGAAAUAAAAAGUCCAGUCCUUAGAAAAAAAACAUCAUUAGAAACACACAAAGCUCCUUGGUCUUUAUCAACAAAUAGAUAAACAAUGACUUCUAGAAUCUCUUUGAUCCAAAAAGGACUUUCUAUGGAUAGGCUUCAGGGGUUCUGUAUCUCACAUAUUCUCAGAUGUCUAGAAACCAAGAAUCACUGAUGUGGAUCACCUGGCAGUUUUUUUUUUUUUUUUUAAAACCUCUAAAGGUUUUAGUUAAUAUACUAAAUAGCAUAGAAGAGUUUUCUAUGCUUAGCUCCUAGGAAAUGAUUUUAGCAAAAUAAGACUUGGCCAGAUUGGGAUUCAGAAAUCCUCAUAGUGUUAAUUUAUAUAAUGAUAAAACUAUAUCAAAAAUAUGUAACAUGAAAUAUGUGACUAAUGAAUUUUUAAUGGAAGUUGUGAAAUGUAUCAUGCUGUUUGAAGUAGACAAAAGUAUAUUACAAAGUAGCAUAUAAGCUAUAACUAUAAUUUCAAUUUGAUGAACAUAGAGAAUGCAGGCCAAGUUAAACUCUGUGCCUCAGUUUCAAUUAUGAGGAUAAGUGUCUUCUGCAGUUAGUAAGAAUAAAGGAGUUUAAUCCAUGCAAAACACAAUACUUGGUAAAUGAAAAACACGGUAUUUCGUUACAUACUCACCUGCUGAAUAAUGGGACUACAGGUGACAUUUCUUUGCUGCUUUAUACUUAUGUACUCUACAUUUCCUCUGGUGAACCUGGCUUACUGUUAUAAUCAGAAAAUUAUUUUACUGCUGACCUCCAGUUAAUUAUGGAAGCUGUGGCAAUUACUAAGGGAGUUAACUCCAAAUAAACCCUAAUACUGUUUAGUAAACUUUAUUGUACCAAACAAAAAAGAUUUUGCAAUGAUUUUCUCUCCCACGAAAGCAUGGGUGAAAACCAGUAACUUAUAAAAAUACUUUAGGACUCUAAUAAGAUAAUACGUACAUUCACACCUUAUCUUCUGAGUAUUUAAAUGGGGGAGGUUCACCCAAAAAAACCCAUAUUUUUUUGCCUCAACUGACCUGUAAAAAAGUCCACCUGUAUCAACUUUCUGCCAAUCUGGAGAAGAUCUGUUUUCUUUGAUCUGACGUCAUGUGUUCACAAGCUUCUAAAAUGUUUGCCAAAAUUAAAGUCUGCUGGAUGGUUUUUGCCUUAA